ACAUGGCUCACGCAAAGAAGCCACCCAAGAAGAAGUCAGCAUGGAUCAGCGAUAAAGACCUCAAGAAAAUGACGGCUGGCGCCGCCCUGCCGCCUCCUCCUGAUGGGCAACAGAUCGACUACGGCGACACACUCGAUCCGCACUUGUUCUAUUCGUGGCAAGGCGGAUUUUCUACACCUCCCAUCUGGGAUGAACGUCCCAUCUACAAAAAUCGCAAUCUCCAAGAAACCAUACGACAAUGGGAGCGCAAGAUCAACGUGGAACUCAAGCCCUUCGGCACAACGUCAACAACCAAGAACAGUACCAACUUCUCAUUCAACGUUGGCAAGUCCAAUGCCGCCAAUGGUCGUCUCUACUUCCUGCCGCCCCAACAAGACACGAAUUCUAUGGCCGAACUAGUCCCGCGAUCCUGGGCUCCUCAGAUCUUUGAGGCUGGUCAAACGCUUCAAUCAUUCUGGCAGCAACAGAUCACUGGAGCACCCAGACCCCAAGACGACUCUGACUUUGGUGAUUGCAGGCUUUUCUGGGAUCGCUAUCUGAUUGACAAUGCGGCUGUUCAGUCUGUCCCGACUCAACCAGACACCAAGGGCUGCGACACUCGCGACGACACAUGUGGUGACAAGCUCGCCCGCGAGAAUGAUCGCGGUAGUCAAGGUUGGACAAAUCAAUACCUCCAGAACCCCAACGCUUUCAUGAUAGCCCGUUUCGGAAGAAAUGCUGGACCAGAAGGCGGCAGGCAACGCCGUGACGAACCGCUCAAAGAACCAUCUUUCAUCGUAGAAGCACCGAUGAUCGACAACAGCAUCAAGCCUGUACUCAACCUCUUCAUCCGUAUGGCCCAGCUCGGCGAUAUUCCUCAGAUCACCGACAUCUACAACCACUAUAUCCAGCAAAGCGUGUGCACCCCGGAGCUAGAGCCUGUCAGCAAAAUGGAUGUGAAGGGUCGAUGGGAGAGUGUGCGAGGCGGGCACUUGCCAUUCCUUGUCGCCUGUUCACCUAGAGGUUAUGGCGGCAGGAAACGGUUCAAGGACCGACCUGCUGUUGACACAGUGCUCGGCUUUGCUUAUGCUGACGAGUAUGGUGGUGCACGAACAGCGCUACGUUUCGCCGUCGAGGUUGGCGUCUUCGUAGACCCAGGUCCCAGGUGCAGACGCAAGGGAGUCAGCAAAUGUCUUCUUGACAAGCUCCUGGGACUGCUGGACCAAUUCUACGUUGAGCGCGGUGGCUAUGACAUUGACGAGCAGCUUGGGAUCGGUACACAGCGUCUCGUAUCUCGAAUCUUCCUCAACUUCAUGAAUUCGAAAAUUGAGAGGUCCCGGGAGUGGGUGAUUCCGUACAUUGAAUCUUGGGGUUUCCAACAACAGACCACGAUCGAGGAGGUAGGCUUCAAACUGGGCCAAGUGAAGACAGGAUUAGUGAUCGUACCCACCAACCCACCCAUUCCUCCUCCAAAGGAGGAA
Messenger RNA from Aureobasidium uvarum, 1460 nucleotides. NCBI's taxonomy places the organism in Eukaryota, Fungi, Ascomycota, Dothideomycetes, Dothideales, Saccotheciaceae. The record is from the annotation of a GenBank genome assembly.